Molecule: messenger RNA, 3894 nt
Organism: Penicillium argentinense
Lineage: Eukaryota; Fungi; Ascomycota; Eurotiomycetes; Eurotiales; Aspergillaceae
Product: ankyrin repeat domain-containing protein
Exons: 3
Coding region: 1-3894 (1297 amino acids)
Biological process (GO): protein localization to ciliary inversin compartment
Cellular component (GO): ciliary inversin compartment
Molecular function (GO): protein binding
Source: RefSeq, a predicted model, not a curated record
AUGCUAGAUCGAAGAGAUAACAUCGAGAAAUGUCAUACCGAUACCUGCCAGUGGAUUUUAAACUUGGACACUUUCAAGAACUGGAAGAGCCAGUGUCACGGUCUACUCUGGAUCAAAGGCAAGCCGGGUGCGGGCAAAUCUACAUUAAUGGCAUUCCUGCAUGACAAACUCGGAGAAUCGCAUGACGGGACUCAGGGCAUCCGGCUCGACUUUUACUUUAGUACUCGAGGCACUGAGCUACAACGAACACCCAUAGGAAUGCUACGAUCGCUGCUCAAUCAAAUAUUUUACCUAGACGAGACCGUACGCUCCCAGGUUCGCGAGAUCUACGAGCAACGAUGCAGACGGUAUGGAUAUGGUGAAAACGACUGGCAAUGGACACAAGUUAGGCUAGAAGAGCUACUGGCAGAUACGAUCCUGACAUCGGCCAAACGGCAGCAAAUGAUGAUUUUUGUGGAUGCUCUCGAUGAGGCUGGGUCCGAGUCCGCUCAGCAUCUAGCAGCGUAUUUCCACCGGCUCAUCUUUCGCGCGGAGAAAAUGGAAGCAGCUGUCCAAGUUUGCAUCUCAUGUCGACACUAUCCUAUCAUAGGAGACGCCAGGGCUGUUGAGAUUAAUGUUGAAGAUUAUAACCAUGACGACAUCGCCAUUUACAUCAAGGACGCCUUUACUAGUAUGGCGGUCAAAGACGACCGUAGUCAGGCAAAAAUGGAAACUUUGACAGAGCACUUGCUCUACCAGGCUAAGGGAGUGUUCCAAUGGGUCCAUCUCCUAACACCUCUGAUUAAGCAGAGGAUCAUCGAAGGGGAUUCGUUUGAUGAAAUCUACUCCUGGUUGCGUGAGGUCCCGAUUGGUCUAGAAGAGGUGUAUACAUACAUUCUCGACAAUGUGAUACAGAACAGGAAUCGUGAGCAGUCAUUUCUGUUCUUUCAAUGGGUAUGCUUAGCUGAGCGACCCCUGACCGUGACCGAAAUGAGGUAUGCCCUAGCGGCUAAGUAUGCCCGAACUUUGGCAUCUCCCAAAGCAUGGGAAGAUAUCCCCGGUUUUGUCGAAAGCGACGAACGCAUGAAGCGAAAGGUCAAUGCUCUUUCUGGUGGACUUGCCGGGGUAGUCUCCAGCGGGCUUAUGUCUUAUCAAACUGGUACCACCUCGUCAAUUAUGGAUUGUGAAAUGAUUCGAUUUCGAUGCCAGGCAAAUCUCUACCGAUCAUGCCUAGUUUACCUAACUACUGCAACGACGGCCUGGAGAAUGUCAAAUAAUCCUUCAACAACAAAAGAUGACAUCGUCCAGGACCACCCAUUGCUUGCCUAUUCCACCAUCAACCUCUUCAUCCAUGCGGAAAAGGCUGCAAGCUCUCGGGCAGAGGUUCUGAAGAAUGAAAAGGAUAUCCUGCAGCAAGUGAUUAGUCCUUGGGUCCAGACUUUCCGUAUUUUAGAUCCAUACAGCACUGAACGUCCUCUAGAUGGCACAACUCUCCUGCAUAUGGCUGCAGCUUCUGACCUGGUUGAUGUUAUUGAGUUUGUGUUGGAGAGGAAUAAUAAUGUCGCGAUAAAGGAUGAACUCGGGAACACGGCUCUUCAUCUAGCCGCACGACGGGGUCAUAUAACAGCAGGCAAAAUCCUACGGGAAAGGGGUGCAGACUGUGACGCAAGGAACAGGAUGAGGAUGACGCCACUGACUGUGGCGGCUAGUCAUGGCCGUUUGAAAUUUAUUGAGUGGCUCCUGUAUGAGGGAGCUAUGGCUGAAAGAUGUGCUGCAGGAGACGCAUUGGCAUUGCAAGCCGCUGCCCUAGGAGAACAUUCUGAUGUGGUACGUAUGCUGCUUGAUGCUCAUGCCGAUGUCAAUGCCCAGGGUGGCGAAUAUGGCAAUGCCCUCCAAGCCGCUGCCAUUAGAGGAAGCACUGAGAUAGUGUGCAUGCUACUCGAUGCUCAAGCCGAUGUCAAUGCCCAGGGUGGCGAAUAUGGCAAUGCUCUACAGGCCGCCGCCUUUAGAGGAAGCACUGGGAUAGUGCGCAUGCUGCUCGAUGCUCACGCUGAUGUCAAUGCCCAGGGUGGCGAAUAUGGCAAUGCUCUACAGGCCGCCGCCUUUAGAGGAAGCACUGAGGCAGUGCAUAUACUGCUCGAUGCUCACGCCGAUGUCAACGCCCAGGGUGGUCGACAUGGUAAUGCCCUACAGGCCGCCGCGUAUGGAGGAAGUACUGGGGUAGUGCGCAUACUACUCGAUGCUCACGCCGAUGUCAAUGCCCAGAGUGGGGAAUAUGGCAAUGCUCUACAGGCCGCCGCCUUUAGAGGAAGCACUGAGGUAGUGCAUAUACUGCUCGAUGCUCACGCCAAUGUCAAUGCCCAGGGUGGUCACUAUGGCAAUGCUCUCCAGGCCGCCGCCUAUAGAGGAAGCACUGGGAUAGUGCGCAUGCUGCUCGAUGCUCACGCUGAUGUCAGUACCCAGGGUGGUCACUAUGGUAAUGCCCUCCAAGCCGCCGCCAUUAGAGGAAGCACUGAGAUAGUGUGCAUGCUGCUUGAUGCCCACGCCGAUGUCAAUACCCAGGGUAGUCUGUUUGGUAAUGCCCUACAGGCCGCCGCCUCUGGAGGAAGCACUGAGAUAGUGCGCAUACUACUCGAUGCUCACGCCAAUGUCAAUGCCCAGAGUGGGGAAUAUGGCAAUGCCCUACAGGCCGCCGCCUCUGGAGGAAGCACUGAGAUAGUGCAUAUACUGCUCGAUGCUCACGCCAAUGUCAAUGCCCAGAGUGGGGAAUAUGGCAAUGCCCUCCAAGCCGCCGCCAUUAGAGGAAGCACUGAGGUAGUGCGUAUGCUGCUCGAUGCUCACGCCGAUGUCAAUACCCAGGGUGGUUACUAUGGUAAUGCCCUACAGGCCGCCGCGUAUGGAGGAAGCACUGAGGUAGUGCGAAUGCUGCUCGAUGCUCACGCCGAUGUCAAUACCCAGGGUGGUCAAUUUGGUAAUGCCCUACAGGCCGCCGCCUCCGGAGGAAGUACUGAGAUAGUGCGAAUGCUGCUCGAUGCCCACGCCGAUGUCAACGCCCAGGGUGGCCACUAUGGUAAUGCUCUACAGGCCCAGGGUGGUCGACAUGGUAAUGCCCUACAGGCCGCCGCGUAUGGAGGAAGUACUGGGAUAGUGCGCAUACUGCUCGAUGCUCACGCCGAUGUCAAUGCCCAGGGUGGUCACUAUGGCAAUGCUCUCCAGGCCGCCGCCUAUAGAGGAAGCACUGGGAUAGUGCGCAUGCUGCUCGAUGCUCACGCUGAUGUCAGUACCCAGGGUGGUCACUAUGGUAAUGCCCUCCAAGCCGCUGCUGCUGCUUUUGAAGGAAGCACUGAGGUAGUGCGUAUGUUAGUCGAUGCUCAUGCCGAUGUCAAUACCCAGGGUGGUCAAUUUGGUAAUGCCCUGCAGGCUGCCGCGUAUAGAGGAAACAUUGAGGUAGUGCGCAUGCUGCUCGAUGCUCAAGCCGAUGUCAAUGCCCAAGGUGGCGAAUAUGGCAAUGCUCUACAGGCCGCCGCCUCUGGAGGAAGCACUGAGGUAGUGCGUAUACUGCUCGAUGCUCACGCCGAUGUCAAUGCCCAGGGUGGUAAAUAUGGAUCGCCUCUUCAUGCGGCUCUUGGUAACAGUCGUUCCGAUAUCAUUGCUUUCCUUCUUACCGCAGGCGCAGAUCCGCUGCUUCCAGAUGAGCUCGGCCAGACUUCGCUUCAUAUUGCGGCCUCAGGAAAUUUGAUGCACAUUCUCCCUAGCUCUCCGCGUCUCGCCUCAGCUAUUAACGACCGGGAUAAGCUAUUACGAACCCCUCUCCAUGUCGCCAUCCACCGAGGGCAAAUCACGUCUGCUAUCUCACUCCUCGACCUCGGUGCAGAUCCUUCUAUUCUGGACGGUUACUCGCUCGACGCCGAAUGA